This is a messenger RNA of Daldinia decipiens, 1247 nucleotides long. RefSeq lists its product as uncharacterized. The coding region runs from base 143 to 850 and encodes 235 amino acids. Lineage: Eukaryota; Fungi; Ascomycota; Sordariomycetes; Xylariales; Hypoxylaceae. The record is from RefSeq and is a predicted model, not a curated record. The transcript is spliced from 2 exons.
UUGUGAAUGUCUCGUAGUAUUAUACCGCUAGAUUAUUUAUCAUAACUAUUCCGAACUUAAACUUUUCAAUCCAGAAAAAUCCAGUCGACCAUAUCAAUGCAAGUCCAACGCCCUAUUCCGGAUAUUGCAUUAAAAAAGUGAAAUGGAUGCGCCAGUUCGGCAGCAGCCCCGGCGCGCCGCCCGGGAUAAACAUAGACUGGGUAGCUUAACACUAAAGAGCCCCAAACAAGGACACACGUCGGGUCCAGGAUCGCCGAAGAAAUCGCCCAGAUUUGAAACGAGAUACCGUAGGAAGAAAGGGGCUAUGUCUCAUGCGAAAGCAAGAGCAUUGGCGACAAAGGCUCUUGAGAAGAAGAUAUCCUCAAUGAAUCCUGAAUCUGCAUGGCUGGAACAGAGUGGGCUUCUUGGUGUUCCUAAGAGCUUUCCGCAAAAGUCCCCUGGUAUUCAAAGCCUGCCGUCCCCGAAACUACCCAAAGCCAAGCGAGGACGCGGUAAGAAGGAGAAGUCGGAAGAGGACAUGUACAUGGAUGACUUCCUGCUUUCCGACGAGGAGUUGGGACAUUCCGGCGACCUUCAGAGAGCGGAACGCUGGAUCCCUGAUAUGGAGCACCGACGCCGGCUAUACCAGAAGCCUAAAAAUGUGCCCUCUCAAUUAUGGAUGUCCUACUGCCUCAUGGAUGACUACAUAUAUAGACAAUCUUUGACUGACGAGGAGGUUCUGGCGCAUCCCCUUAUGGACGACGUUUUGGAGUUUCAGCACGGCGGUAGCAGCGACAAGGUAGUUCCACCGCCUGGCUUUCAAUGGAACGAAAAAAGGAGAUUAGUACCUAUUCUGGAGGAUCGAGCAUGAGAAGUAGCCAAGAUGACAUUGACAAAAGCUCUUGUAGUUAAAAAGUUAUUGUACUUUGGUUCACUUGCCUGUGUAUGAGUCUUCAAUAGAACAAACACUUGUGGUAUUUUAGGUUGCGACUUGGGUAAUGCUUGUAAAUUGUGGGAUAUUCAUAAUUGUGAAAAUAGUAAGACCUGUACUGCGAGAUGCCUCCUUCUAUGAAUUGUUAGCUCAUUAGGUUAACCUAUGUAGAACUUGAUCUUGUCAACAGGGAUGAGACUUAAGUGAGAAGCAAUAACGUGUUAACAGCUAACAAAUGGCUAAAAAAGGGGGCACGGUUAAGUUAUGUAAAUGCCCCGCGUUCAAUAAGAGAAUUGCGUGAUUGAUUGAACUCCGCUUCAACAUUCCCUCAUCAACA